CCGGCUCGGACUUGGGGGCUAGAGCGGGAGGCCGAGGCGGGGCCUCGGCGGAAAGCGCGGCCCCCGCGAUGCCGUUCCUGCACGGCUUCCGGAGGAUCAUCUUCGAGUACCAGCCGCUGGUGGAUGCCAUUCUGGGCUCCUUGGGGAUCCAGGACCCCGAGCGGCAGGAGCCCCUGGACGGGCCCAGUUAUGUCGCCAGUGAGGAGAGCCGGAUCCUUGUUCUCACUGAGCUGCUGGAGAGGAAGGCCCACUCUCCAUUUUACCAGGAAGGCGUGAGCAAUGCCCUGUUGAAGAUGGCCGAGCUGGGGCUGACACGGGCUGCUGACGUUCUCCUGAGGAACGGGGCCAAUCUCAACUUUGAAGACCCAGUCACCUACUACACGGCCCUGCACAUUGCCAUCCUGCGGAACCAGCCCGACAUGGUGGAACUGCUGGUGCGCCAUGGGGCUGACAUUAACCGGAGGGACCGGAUCCACGAGAGCAGCCCUUUGGACCUGGCCAGUGAGGAGCCGGAGCGCCUGCCCUGCCUGCAGCGCCUCCUGGACCUGGGAGCAGAUGUCAAUGCAGCUGACAAGCAUGGAAAGACAGCCCUGUUGCAUGCUUUGGCCAGCAGUGACGGGGUGCAGAUCCACAACACCGAGAACAUCCGGCUCUUGCUGGAGGGAGGGGCAGACGUCAAGGCUACCACCAAAGACGGGGACACCGUGUUCACUUGCAUCAUCUUCCUGCUUGGUGAGACCGUGGGAGGGGACAAAGAAGAGGUCCAGAUGAUCAACCGCUUCUGCUUCCAAGUAACUCAGCUCUUGCUGGCUCACGGGGCGGACCCCAGCGAGUGCCCAGCCCAUGAGUCCCUCACACAAAUCUGCCUCAAAAGCUUCAAACUGCACUUCCCUCUCCUGCGCUUCCUGCUGGAGUCCGGAGCCGCCUAUAACUGUUCCCUGCAUGGCGCAUCCUGCUGGUCUGGCUUCCACAUCAUCUUUGAGAGGCUCUGUUCCCACCCGGGCAGUGCCGAAGACGAGAGCCACGUGGACCUCCUGCGCAAAGCCGAGACCGUCCUGGAUCUCAUGGUGACUAACUCCCAGAAACUCCAACUGCCAGAAAACUUUGAUAUCCACCCUGUAGGCAGCCUGGCAGCAAAGAUCCAGGCCCUCCACUUCUCCCUGAGGCAGCUGGAGAGCUAUCCCCCGCCCCUCAAGCACCUGUGUCGCGUGUCCAUCCGGCUCUACCUCCAGCCAUGGCCUGUGGAUGUGAAGGUCAAAGCCCUGCCUCUGCCAGACAGGCUGAAGUGGUACCUCCUCAGCGAGCACAGCAGCACUGUCGAAGACGACAUCUGAUAGGUCCCAAGUGAAAAGGGUCUGGGCAGCUAAAGUCAACUUGUUUGUGGACUUAAGUACCUGUAACAGCCUCAGGGGAGGGUCCCUUGAUCUGGGAGGUGAGACAUGAUGCUUAAUGAGUGUAGAGCCAGCCAGGUGAGGCCCACGCAGCAAACAUUCCAGUGGUGAAAGAUGUGGCUGUCUUCCAGGGAGACUGCCCUCCCUCCCCUCUUGCAGCAUCCCUUAGGCUCCACACACACUGAGAAGGACCGGGCUUAGAGGGGAGCACAGGGCAGCUACAGAAGCAGGAAGUGCCAAGUCUGGGUGUCCCCAAGAGCUGCAGGAGUCUGGCGUGUCCGGCAUGGAGGCACAGUUGGAGGAAGAAGGAAGCCAAGCCAGGGUGCGUCCUGUGGGGAGCCACCCAGCUGAGGCCCUGCCUCUUUUCAUUCCAGGUUCUGCCACUCUUAGAAGUGCUUUGGCAAAGCUGGGGGAGAAGGCAGUAAAGGCCACCACAGGCUCGUCUUUCUGGUGUUGAAAGCUGAGCUGACCCCUGCUGGCUUCUGCAGCUCUGGGGCUGGGUCGCCUGUGGCCCUGUUCAUCCAAGCACCAGGGCUGUACUAUGGUGGCAGCUCUGCUUGUGCCAAACCCAGGGUCUCAGGGACCAUGCCUCCUGCCAAAAAGCAAUCAUGAGUGCAUAACCGGGGACAGCCCUUUCCGAAGCAUCUUGUUCUGUGAGGGCUCGCCUGAUGGAGCAAGUCACCAAGACUGAAAGCUGACUGGACUGCUCAGUGCCGGGCCCCCAGAAACACUUCCAAGUGGUAGUGGUCAUUGUGAACUGUGUAAAUGCCUUUGGGAAUAAGCUGAGACGACUAAGUGGUAUAUUUAUAAAAUUAAACUGAUUCUCUUGGCCUUAAA
This is a messenger RNA of Galeopterus variegatus (Sunda flying lemur), 2228 nucleotides long. It is a transcript of the gene ASB6, whose product is annotated as ankyrin repeat and SOCS box containing 6. Gene Ontology annotation, biological process: protein ubiquitination; intracellular signal transduction. The transcript has 7 exons. NCBI's taxonomy places the organism in Eukaryota, Metazoa, Chordata, Mammalia, Dermoptera, Cynocephalidae. Gene Ontology annotation, molecular function: protein binding. Gene Ontology annotation, cellular component: BRCA1-BARD1 complex. Bases 69 to 1334 code for a protein of 421 amino acids. The record is from RefSeq and is a predicted model, not a curated record.